AUGAACCUCAAUUUCCACCUUGCCAAAACCGAUGAAUUUCCUAACAUUCAGCAAACCUUCAAAUAUAACCUCCGCAACAGCGUCAUGGUCCUCGCCCGCGACAUCCCCUCCACCCUCGAAACCCCCCAGAACAACAUGCCCUUCCCCACCGAAGACGACAACACCUCUGUCCUUUCUACUUGCCACCCCAUCCCUAUUUUGUUUGCCAGAAGCCUUACCACCGGCACCGCUACCAGUAUCGCAAAGGUGAAGAACGAACAGAAACCCCAAGUCGUGGGCUAUGCCUUCCUCGGCCCCUGCUUUAAGAACACCAUGCGCAACGCUUCGGAGACUCGGAGGGUGAAUAAUAUGGUGUUUGAGGGUGGAAAGUCGAUUGAUCCGGCGAACCUGCAGUUUGAUUUUCCUGAUGAUGCUGGCGAUGGUGACUCUAGCAGUGACAAUGAUAGUGGUUACAGUGGUGGAGACGGUGAUGGUGAUGGUAGUGAGGCGGGUAGUGUUGAAAGUGAGGACCGCGCUGGCAGUGAAGGAAGUGCAGCGAGUUACGACAGCUAUGGCAGUCAGAGUAGUCAGGGCAGCCGAACCAGCGUAAGCAGUGCGGAAAGUGGCCACAAUAGCGACAACGAUGAAGAGGAAGAUAGUGACAUCGAAGAAAAUGACUGGGAUGACGAUGAAGACCCAUACGGAGAAGUCGAAGACGACGGCUUCGAAUUCGAUUGA
Molecule: messenger RNA, 717 nt
Organism: Aspergillus ruber CBS 135680
Lineage: Eukaryota; Fungi; Ascomycota; Eurotiomycetes; Eurotiales; Aspergillaceae
Exons: 2
Coding region: 1-717 (238 amino acids)
Source: RefSeq, a predicted model, not a curated record